AUUUUUGCUAUCGUAGAUUUUAGCUUUGUCAGUGCGAUGAAUCAUGAAAUUGAGUUUUCAAUAUAAUGAUCGCGAUUCUAAUGAUUUUAAUUUAAAAUAAUGAUAUUACAAUGCAUUACGAAGAUGAAGUUGGCGUGUUACUUUGUGGAACGACUUUAGACGAUUCGGAUUUACACUGAUUGAUUGCCUGUGCAACCAUAGAAAACGUUUAAUGAAAGCAGUAAUCAAUCUUGAUGAAAAUAAUUUUGGAAUUUAAAUGAAUGCUAAUUGUGUCGGACGUAUGUUUAUAUAUACAUAGAAUGACAUAGAUAAAUGCGAAAAGAUCCUUCGUAUUGUAAUGAGUAUACGAGCGCUUCCUGCAAAGAUAUAAACAUCUCAAUUGUUCUACAAAUUACCUUUGUGUCUUGCGUCUUCUUUUUAUAUUGGUCUAAACAUGUUUUUAAUUGUGUACAAUUUGUGGUCGAUGAUGGAAGAUGUUAUAGGAUUAGAUUGAGAAAUGCUUAUGGUACUGCAUGGCGAGAAACAGCUGUUCAUAUGGUUGCAGCUGUCUGGGAUGCACAUGGUUGGAUUUGGCAUGGAUAUGAAAUUGUGGGCUUAGAGAAUAUUCCUCAAGAUAAACCAGUAUUAUUUAUAUAUUAUCAUGGAGCUCUCCCAAUUGAUAUGUAUUAUUUCACGUCGAAAGUAUUUCUAUAUAAUUCGAAGCUAAUCCGUCUAGUAGUAGACCGAUUUUUCUUCAAGAUCCCUGGAUGGUCCAUAUUUGCUGACAUUUUGAAAAUUAUACCUGGUACACGUCAGUCGUGUUCUGCUAUUUUAAAAGAAGGGAAUAUGCUUGCUAUUGCUCCAGGUGGAGUGUAUGAAGCUCUAUUUGGAGAUUCCUGUUAUGAACUUAUGUGGCAGAAAAGAAUGGGCUUUGCAAAAGUUGCUUUGGAUGCAAAAGUGUGUAUAGUCCCACUCUUUACAAAAAAUCUCAGAGAAUCAUUUAGAGCAGUAAGUUGGGGAAGAAGAAUAUGGCUGAAGAUAUAUGCCAAGACAAAGCUUCCUCUUGUACCGAUCUAUGGUGGCUUUCCAGUAAAAUUAGUAACAUAUAUAGGCAAACCUAUUCCAUAUGAUGGGAAUCUUACACCCGAAGAAUUACAGAUAAAGGUUGCUGAUAGUCUUAGAGAUUUAAUAAGAAAACAUCAGAAAGUACCUGGUAACAUUACACGGGCUUUAAUGGAAAGAAUACGUAAUACAGAAAAUAAGGAUUAAUUAACAAUCGUUUUGCUGUACUUAAUAUUCAGAAAAUAAUACUUUUAGAACUUAUUUUAAUUUGAUUAGACUUUUUAGAUGGAA
Molecule: messenger RNA, 1332 nt
Organism: Acromyrmex echinatior (Panamanian leafcutter ant)
Lineage: Eukaryota; Metazoa; Arthropoda; Insecta; Hymenoptera; Formicidae
Product: DGAT1/2-independent enzyme synthesizing storage lipids
Cellular component (GO): membrane
Molecular function (GO): acyltransferase activity
Source: RefSeq, a predicted model, not a curated record